AGCUGAGAAUUAUUUAUUUGCUUAACUCUUUCUUCGUUUUUAAUAAAAGGGAAUAAGAAGUGAGACUUUUUUCUUGUAGGAUAUUUACUUAUAAUUUUCAUAUAAAUAUUUCACAAUUUUCCCAACCAUUAUAUCAUGUCUAUUAUCUAUGCCUCCAGUUCUAGUUUUUCUUUAUUACCGUACAGCGUAUUUUAUAAGUACCACAUCGGUUAAAAAUGGUCUCUCUUUCCCGAAAGGAUAUAUAAUAACGAGAAUAGCCCAGCGUUGUGGAGCUUUUCCAGUCACAAGGAAAAUCGUGAAAAUGAAAUCUUCAGAGACUUCGUCGAAAGCCAUCAACAGUCAUGGUGAAAGUGGUAGGAGUGGAAAACCCCAUUUCAGACCAGCCAAGGACGACACCAAGCCUGUUCUCCAAGACCCGAUACUAAGGUCUGAUCCGAUUGAAACAGAGGAAGCUGUGCUGCUGUUGCCACCCUUCCCUAUUGUCAAAGAAAACUCUAAAAUAGGGCUGAGAAACCACUGAAAUUCUUCUUAUUUCUACGGUUGCUUUGAUUUAGACUGUAUAAAUAAAUUAUAUAUUAGAGGAUAGUUGGUUUCUUAUUUGGUGUGGAUUCUGAGUUUGAAUAUGGAUUAGGGUUAACAUGGCUCUUGAAUUUUUAUCAGCGGGUAGCAGGAGAUGCGUUCAUUGUAUUAAUUAUUUUUUUAAACACUCCAUACUCCGUCAGUCUUCUGAUAAAAAUUCUAGCAGUGCUCUUUGAAAUUUGAAUAUGCAUUUCUUGAGUAAUUUUCUUUUCGCGAGGAGCUGACAAUAUGAAUUUUGUCUGAUUUUAAUUGUUGGCUUGGCCUCGAGCUCUUAUCAGUUUUUUUUUAUGGCUAAUUAUGUAGUACCUAUUUGUGAGCCAUUGGCAAUCUAAUUAUUAUUUUUGUGCCAUUAUGUAUUUUUUAUUUUUCUUAAGGAAAAAGAGAGUAUAGUAAUUCUUCACCCUCUGUUUGUC
Messenger RNA from Cannabis sativa, 992 nucleotides. RefSeq lists its product as uncharacterized. NCBI's taxonomy places the organism in Eukaryota, Viridiplantae, Streptophyta, Magnoliopsida, Rosales, Cannabaceae. The transcript has 2 exons. The coding region runs from base 149 to 520 and encodes 123 amino acids. The record is from RefSeq and is a predicted model, not a curated record.